This is a messenger RNA of Physeter macrocephalus (sperm whale), 3229 nucleotides long. RefSeq names its product chromosome 6 C12orf71 homolog (gene C6H12orf71). Lineage: Eukaryota; Metazoa; Chordata; Mammalia; Artiodactyla; Physeteridae. The record is from RefSeq and is a predicted model, not a curated record.
AUGGAGACCACUGUGCAGACAUACAACAGUAUCCGUUCACAGAUGCUGCCCGGAGAUCUGAGCCAGAGAUUCACCAGUGAUGUAGAAACAAAUCAGCUGAGGCUGGCUCCCAGCAGCAGCAACCUAGCUCCAGAGGGCCUCUGGACGCUGGAGGCAGAUCUGGUACCAUUAUUACCUUCUUCUUUUCCCCAAUCCCACUCAUUUUUUCUUUCUUUUGAAGAUCCCCGGGAUGAGGGAGACCUGAGAUUUGCACCUUUGAACUCCACGGCGCACUCAUUCUCCAGCAGCUCCGAAUCAAACCUGAGUCUCUCUGUAGGCUAUUUCCCCGGUGAGGACAACUUUUCCCAUGAGAACAUUAUCUCCUGUGAAGACACAUCUCCUGAAGGUCCUUCAAUCCACUUUGUCCCUCCUAUCCAAGGGACAUGGCGGACUGAAAACAUAGGGAGACUCCUGGGGAAACGAGACCAAAUACAGGACGACCCAGAGCAGUUUUGUGAAAUAAGCAUCACCCUGGCCUGGGAUGUUGACAUGGCCUCUAAGAAUUCAGACUCGAUGGCUAACUGGGACCUAAGUGGAGACAACCAGUGGAUAGACAAGUAUCCCAAAGAGAAGACACAACUGACUCUCAGCAAACUGGAUGGUCUUGUGCAAAAGCUUGAGAAAUUUCUACAGAACCAGAAAGAUGAUGAAGAUGAGGACUCUGUGUUCCACGAAUCUGUUCAGGAGGAAGACUCUCAGCUGUCUAGCAGCUCCCCGCCAGGUAUGGCUCAGCUUGGUCAUCAAGAACAUGAGAGCUGUCAAGACUUGACCAAGUUCAACCCAUCAGAAAAUGAAGAUGUCAUCCAGUUUGCACAGAUUCCUCCAAGGCUUCAGAAACAUGAGCUUUUGCUGAACCAGGUCACUGGCAGCCAAAGGACAAGUAUUGCAGAGCCCUCCUCAAUCUCAUCAGGUCCGCAAGAGAAGGAGGACACUCACUCCAGCACACAAGCCCUCUCCUGUCUGAACUUCGGGUGGAUCUUCCGCUGGCUAAGGCACCAAGUCCCCUCUUUUUUGGGGAGAGAGCACCCCGAGAAGGCCACUGAGAGCCCCCAUCAGCUAGCACAAAAGAAACGACUCUCUCACAGAAGCAAGAGAAUCCAACCACAAGAAUCCCUCGAAUUAGGACACCCCAUAUCGCCAGAUUUUUAAACUUUUUGAUAGCCCCUAUUCUACAAUCCCCAUGAGCUAUUUUUUUCCCAAUAAACAAAAUACAUAUUCUUGUUAUCCAUGUCUUCUGCUCUCAGCUCAAGAUGCUGGCUCAGGCUGAAAGUUUAUAUGUUGGCCCGAAGACGGAAAUAUAUUCUCUGGGAAGUUUCAGUAUUACCAUCCUUCCUAACUUGAAGGCAUUCUUUUUCCCUCCUCUCCCCACUUCUUUCUGUAUUUCACCCUAUUUCACUUUAUAUAUUUUAACCGAUUUUAUCAUUAAUCCAAAUCCCCACUUUCAGAAGGCAGCAGUACAACCCGUCAAAUUCCCAACAUGGCAGGAUGGCUUUGGUUGAACCUGCAGGACUCAAGCAAGUGGCAGAGGAUACCAAGUCCCUCAGGAAGCUAAGCUCAAUUGGCAGUUUCAGGCGUUCAAGGCGGCAGAUCUGAUGUUCCCAGAAGAUCUGACUGGUUCUAGUACACCUUGCCUUGGCUAGAAUAAGUAGCCCACUUAGGAGGAAUGCGAGGAUUGGGAAUGCCUAACUUUCCUUAUUCAUAAGACGGGGAAGGUAAUAAUACAGACUUCAUAAGGUUGUUGUGAGAAUUAAUGAGAUAAUGCAAGCACUUGAAUAAUAUCAUUACUAAUGUUAUGGCUAUUAUUCAUUCUCCUGAGGAUAUCCCCAGAAGCCCUGAUCCAAGGAACAUCCAAGAGUGAGAAUUUAAGAGUCAAUUCUCAUUGAAAUAUUUCCCACACCGAAGCAAUAUUUACAAAAAGUUAUGGGUUUCAGCAGAUCUUGACUCAACCAAGUUCCCUCCCAGUCCAUUCCCCACUGUGCCCUCUGAAAUUCCUUUACAAUGGUCACUAAACUUUCCAAUAAAUGUCAACUUCUUUGAGGAAGGCUGUAGUCACACUUUUAGCCCCUAUUAUUGUUAUCACCUCACCUCCUGGGUACCACCACCAUCCUCCUUAUUCACGCUCAGGUUUACUCAAGAGCCCUCCUUCAGCUUUUGCUACCACCCUCUAGGACCUUCAGAGUUCAUAUGAUUCUUUGGUUUCAAACUCCUUCCUUUCCACAAUUUUAAUUUCUUUAUCUCUUCCUUCCUCUCUUUUUCUCCUUCCUUCCACAAAAUUUAGCACAUAGGAGCACAAGAUAAUUUUCUAGCUUACAAAAAACAAAGCAAAAACACAUUCAAUCUUUGAGCUCCAGCUGGCUUAUUAUUUAAGAGAUAAAGCCAUGUAAACAUAUGACUAUAAAGGGUUAUGGCUGGUAAUACAAUAGUUUGUACACGGUCCAUACUGACUACUAAACAAUAAUCAAUUCAACAUGGGGAGGUAGAUUUUACAAGGUUUCAUAUACGAGGUUGCUUGAGUCACAAAUGUGGUUAGUUUAAGGCGGAGGACUUUAGAAACUGGCAUGGAGUUAAGGUGUGCGAUCCUGGCUGGUUAUACAUGAGAGACACUGGAGAGGAUAUUGUCCCAGGAAAGACAGCACCAUGGGAAGGAAGGAAUCAAAGAGCAGGGCCUUCUUAGCAGUAUAUGCUCAUGGUCACACCCUGAAUCUCUGCACAGCCACACUCCUCACUUUAUCCACCUCUCUGAGAAUAUUUCCCAUUCAACUAGCUCACGUGAAUGCCCUCCGCCACCUUCAGCUGCUCUUUGACUUCACCAAGACUUUGAGUCCCAUUACCCUACCCGUUCCAUGACUUUCAUUCACCUCCUUCCAGAUGCAACCUUUGCCCCUCCUUCCCAAGCCAUGGCAUAUCCACCACAUCUACUAGCAUUCACAGUGCCUGCCCUUUUCUUCUCCCAGCUCUUCUUUUAAUCUAUACUCUCCAAAUUCCCCAACAGAACAACUGUCUUGCGUCUCAUAAGGGCCAAUACACAAACAUAGGAAUUACCGUCUCCAUUCCCUGGAGAAUUCCCCCAGUGCCUUCUCAAGUCCAUAUUGCCUAGGGCACUCAUCCUUAAAGACCCUGCUCUAGGGCUGCUAUGAGGCCAAGACUGAUUCUUCCAGUUGACAUGGUCAACUUUACUUAAGCUGUCCCC